Messenger RNA from Cinara cedri, 12049 nucleotides. NCBI's taxonomy places the organism in Eukaryota, Metazoa, Arthropoda, Insecta, Hemiptera, Aphididae. The record is from the annotation of a GenBank genome assembly.
GAACCGAUAACCGUGAGAGUUCUGUUAAUAUCUUGGGUUUCAUAAACAAUAAUUUUAAUAAUAAACUGCUUAUAACUGAUAGUGUAAAAUCAAUACUUCUAGGAAAAUCACUGUGCCGGGUAUUGUUUAUAUUAACCAGUACGACGUGUUAUUCGAUUUACUUUCUAUGCCCGGUAGUAUAUGAAUCGUACGACUUAUAUAUAAUUAAAUUUUUUCUAUGUACAAAUAAUUAUUUAAUAAAUUAUUGUCUAGAGAACCGUCAUGGCGAAUCCAAAGAGUUUUCUACACGAAUGGUGUGCAAAAAACAGUCUGGAGCCAGUGUUUGAUAUUAAAGAAGCUGGUAAAAUUAUAUGAUAUUUAAUUGAUUUUGUUUCAUUUAAAAUUAAAAUAAAUACUACCUAGGUAUACUAUUAUAUUAAAAUUAUAUAGUGUGUUGUAUUUUAGAAAUACAACUUGCAACCUUACUAUAAUGAUACAUAGAUGAGAUAUUAAUGACAAUUAAUUUAAUAAAUGUUUUGAAAACUCAUCUAAAAUAAUACACAAAUGGAUUAAAAAUAAGUAGUUAUAAAAAGGAAUAUUAAGAGUUUAAUUUUGUAAACGAGACAGAAAGAAAUAGAAUUAUUGAAACAGUUAGGUGUAGACGUACACUUGAUGAAAAAGUUGAGAUUCAAGGUUUUAGGUUCACUUUUUGCAUGAAGACACAGUGAGAUAAAUGAAAUGUGGCUGAUUAAAAUUUUAAGCACAAAAAUAAUAUGUGACAAAUAUUUUACAUUUAAAGUUAAGGGUAAAUUCUAUAAAACAGUGGGAUCACAAAUGUUCUAUGAAUUAAAGUUUUGAAAAUUAUUUCAUCAAUUGUAACUACCAAGUAUUUUUAAAUUAUAUUAUUAUUAAAAAAUAUUAAAUUAUUAUAUUUUUAGGAUCAAAACAUAGUUUACGUUUUAAAUGUGAAGUCACCGUGUCAGGAUAUAAUUACAUUGGUGUAGGAAAUUCAACUAAUAAAAAAGAUGCUCAAGGAAAUGCAUCAAAAGAUUUUCUUUCAUUCUUAACACGCCAAGGAUUAAUAGCAUCUGAUAUAUUAUCACUUGUGAGUUAAUUUCCUAUUUAAAUUUAUUUUAAAAUAAUUAUUUAUAAAUCUAAUUUUAUCAGAAUAUUAUGAAUCACGCGAGAAAUAUCGAACAACCACCACAAAGAUUGAUGACAAACACACCACAAAAAUCUGUUUAUCAACAUGGAGAAACUCCUAAUAUGCUGGGUGAAGCAUACCGACCAAUUGGACAAAAAGAGUUUGAGUUUAAAGAAUUUUUGAAUGAAAAAAAAGUUGAAGAAGUGAGAUAUUUAAAAUUAAAUAAGUAUUAAAUUUUCUUAACAUAAAUUUGUAUCAUAAUUUUGUCAUUUUAUUUAUAGGCUGAAAAUUUGGAUGUAAAUGCUUCUAUCCACGGAAAUUGGACAAUAGAUAAUGCAAAAUCGCGUUUAAAUCAAUUUAUACAAUCUAAUAAGUUAAAAAAUAUUGAUUACAAGUAUUCUUUUAUGGGAAAGUGAGUAAAUUACUAAAGUACACAACAGCAUAAAUGUUUUUAAAAUUUUACCACAUCUAAAGAAAGCAAUUAUAGGUUUUCUGUCAAAAUUUAAAUAUAGAUCCUUGGCUUCACUUUAAAUCUAAGAGAGUUAAUGCUGCUGAUGAGUGUGUCAAUUUUAUAGGUAGAAAUUGGGAGGGUAGAAUUUAUUAAGUCAUUUAAUUAAUAUUUGUUAGCAAUGAUAAACCAUUACAAAUGAAUUAACAUUCUGAGUGAAAUUUGAUUGUACAUAUUUUGAAAUACCGUAAUUUUUAAGAUUUUCGUAUAAAUUUGUUCUUAAUAAGCAUAAAAAAAAAAUUACUACAUAAUGCUCAACUUUUUUUUACCACUUAGUACAACUUAUAAUGAAUCUCAUGUUACAUUUUCAAGCAUUCUAUCUACAUAAUAAAAUGUAAGUAAUACAUUUUUUUAAAUUUUUGUUCAAUUAUUAAGAAAAUUACAAAAAAUUUACUUUCUUACUUGUCAAUUAGACCAAAAAUUUAACAAAAUAAUUGUUGGUUUUCAUUAAAGCAUGAUUUUUGAUAGAAAUAUAAAUCGUACAAAUUAAAAAUAAUAAAAUUAAAACGCUUAAUUUAUCCCUAUUUCUAUUUUUAAUAUUUACUCCUGUCAACAAUUAUAAUUUAAUAGUUAAUAUAAAUAUAUUUUAUAAAUUUAUAUAAUUAUUGCAAAUUUUAAAUAAACACUAACGAGAUAAAUAUAUUAAAAACUAUUCACUUUCAGGAGUUUUGUAGCUGAAAUGUCAUUAUAUGUAGCUAAACUUGGAAGAAGUGAGUUUAUAUUUUUGAUAUAAAUCUAGUUUACGACCCAAGCUCGUUGUUUAAAUUUUUUUUUCUAAAUGUGUGUUUUUUUGCUUAUACAUUAAGAAUCUAGAAAAAAAAAUCGGACGAACUUCGUUUGGAAGUUAUAUGGGAAAACUUAAUGAAGGGUUUCGUAUAUUUCUUAGUGAAUAUUUAACAUUUUCAAAUUUUUUUUUUCAAAAUGUGAUUUUUAAUGCUUAAUCUAUUGGUAUGAAUAAAACUUACCUAUUAUACUUGUAUAGUUAUUGUACAUAAACCUUGAAAAAUAGUAUUUUUGGAAUCAAUCCAAAAUUUGGUCGUUUAUAUUAUUUUUAUGAUUUGUAGUUAUUGAUUUUAUGAUAACAACAUUUUUUUUAUUGAAGCCAAAAUAAGUUUAUCUGGCUUAGAUUUAGUGUUACAAACGUUCAAACCCUAGUGACCCCGCUAGGUCUCUAGGUGCACCCAAAAUGCUUUUUUAUUUUUCCCUAUUACCUACCUGAUGUGGUUUUGCAUUACAAAUCGAGGUUUAUUUUCGAUUAAAAUUGUAUGAGUGAGCACAGCAAAUCAUAACGUGUUUGAACAUUUGUAAAUCUAAAUCUAAGCUAGAUUCACUUGUUCUGACUUUAGUAAAGAAAAAAAUUGUUAUCAAAGUAUCAAUAAUUACAAAUCAUAAUAAUAAUAAAAACGAUCACAUUUUGGAUUAAUUCCAAAAAUGCUAUUUUCAGGGUUUAUGUACAAUAACUAUAAAAGUAAGUAUGAAAGAUAAGUUUUCAUUAUACCAAUAAAUAGAGCAUUAAAAAUCACACAUUUUAGAAAAAAAAAAAAAUUAUAAAAUGUUAAAUGCUUACUAAAAAAUAUGCGAAAUGGAAAACAUGAACUUCAUGAAGCUUUCCCUUAUAACUUACAAACGAAGUUCAUCAGAUUUUUUUUUAAGAUUCUUAAUAUACAGGCAAAAACAUACAUUUUGAAAAAACAAAAAUUUAAAAAUUAGAUUGGGUCGUAAACUAGAUUUGUUCCAUAUUUUCUUACAUAGUUAUAUGCAUUUUAUUUCAUUUUGUAUUUUUACAUAAUUCAUAAUUUUAUUCUUUUAUAUAGGUGUAACUGCACGUGAAAGUGGUUCAAAUAAGCAAUCAGCUUCUAAAAGUUGUGCACUUUCUCUUAUUCGUCAACUAUAUCACUUAAGAGUUAUUGAAGCAUUUUCUGGAUCUUUAAAAAAAAGUAUUUCAAAUAUAAUAGAAUCAUAUGAAGUUAAUAUUGACCCUUUGUUAUUGAACAAAGUGUAUAAUGUACUUGAAGAACUAAAUAUUAAACCUGUUAUCAUGGUAAAUUAAAUGGUUUAUGAUAAUAAGAUCAUUUGUCAAUAUGUAAUGCAUUGACAUUUUAUGUUCUACUUCAAUAAAUAAAUUUAAUUGGAUGAUUUUAUUAGAAUUAUACUUUGUGUAUUUAAUCACUAAUCAAUAUUUUGAAUAUUCUUUCAGAAUGUUUUUUUUGUUUUAUAAAUUAUUAUUUUUCUUCACCUUAAAUGUUAUUGUGUUAGGAUAGUUAUAUAAAUAAACUUUUUUUUUUUUUACUGAACAGCUAUAUAGUUUUUUAUUUGGUUUUAAGUUAAAUAAAAUUUAGAUUUUAAUACAUAGCACAAAUAUACAAAUAUCUUAAUAAUGCAGUAAAGUGCAUAAUAUUGGCAGAUGACCAACAAUUAUAAACCUAAAUCUUUAAUUGUAUAUUUUUUAGGAUGACACUGUUAUUAAUUCUGAAAUCACAUUAUCAUUAAUUUCUAACCAAGUACUUGCACAAUUUGAUGAAUCAAAAUCAUCAAAGUCACCAGGAGUCAUUCCGUGGUCACCAGUUCAACCCAAUUGGAACCCUUGGUUGGCCAUUAAUAUUGAUGAAGGACCACUAUCUACUGUAAGUUAGUUAUGAAUAAUUUAAAUUUAAAAAAAAAUAAACAGAAUAAAGAUAUUAAUUGUAGUAAUUGUUUUACUUUGCUGGAUAUUUUAACCUAAUAUACUAGGUGACACAAAUAUAUACUAUGUAUAUUUUUACACGAGUGUGUUCAAUAAUAAUUAUUAGGGAACGGAUUUGAAUGCAAAUUGCAUUUUUUUUUUAAUGUCAGAAAACAUUGCUUUCCAAGCUUAAAGUUCAUUUCAUACAUAAAGAAUUAAGAAAUGUAACUUUUUUUUUGAAUAUUUUUGCAUUUUAAGACUUUAUUAUAUUUUUAGAGCAUUUUUUGAUAUUUUUAGGACAUUUUUAUGUUUUUAAGUCAUUUUUGUAUAGGAAUGGAUAAAAUUCGGUAAAAAUGUAGAUUAACAUUCAUUCUAAAAAAAUAAAAAUAAAUAUUUCUUAUGUUUUACCGAUCGGAUAAACCCUGACUCCAGACAAAAUUAUUGUUGACACACAUAUAUACAUAUAUACAAGUAAAGAUAAGAUAAUCUAUUUAUCUAAAUUGUAAUUUUGUAUUACACUGUUGAGUUGAGUAAUUACUUCAUCAAAAUUAAUGUUUUUUAGGUCAUUUUUUGAUAUUAAAGCAAUUUUUUAAGGCAUUAAGUAGUAUUUUUUUAGGACAUUUUUCUUAUUUUUAUGACAUUAAAGUCCGUUCCCUAAUAAUUAUACUAAAAUUUAAAAAGGGUCAGAUAACUGCUAUUUUAUUGAUAGAUAACCAAAAAUUAAAAAUUAAAGUUCAUACUAUACAUUUUAAUAAUAUGUAUGUAAAAUUUUUGAAUAUAAUUUUGAUUGCAACUGGAUGGGUUUGCUAAGUAGCCGACCUUUCAAUUUUAUUUCACAAUGUCACCUACUGAAAAUUCUUUAAAAUAUCCUUUGUUUGGUAGAGUUUAAUUGAGUGCUAAUCUAUGUUACAUACAUUUAUAUAAUUUUGAGAAAAUAGUGUUAAAACAUUAUAUUUUGACAGAGUUAAUCAAAUUGAAUUGUUAACAGAAAAUAAAUGAAUCAAAAAUAAAGUAAAAAUGAGAAUGUUGAGAUAAUUUAAUAGAUUAUUUUAAAAGUGAAAACGUGUAUUAUUUAUUAUCUAUUAACUCUAUUUAACAAGAUUUGAAGUAUGUUAUUGCAUUUUAAAAUUUUCAUUGCUAUUUAUAGGCUACUUUAAAUGAAAUAAGUAGAGAAUUGAAAACAGAUUACAAUGCUAAAUUAAGUGAAGAUUUUAAAAAACAGCUUGAAAGUCGUAGUGAACUCCCAGCAUUUGCUAAAAGACAAGAAAUAUUAAAAAAAAUAAGAGAAAACUCAAUAGUAAUUAUUCAAGGAAGUACUGGCUGUGGUAAAACUACUCAGGUAAGUAAUAAUUAUUAAUUUAUAACGUUAAUUAUUAGUAUACUUAAGUGAUUUCUAUUUAAUACUAUAGAUUUUAUAAUACAUCAAUAGAAAACAAUAAUAAUAAUAAUUAAAUAUUUUAGGUUUGUCAAUUUAUACUUGAUGAAUAUUUGGAAAAUGGUGAAGGAGCAUAUUGUAAUAUAGUUUGUACACAGCCAAGAAAAAUAUCGGCCAUUUCAGUUGCUGAUAGGGUGGCUUUUGAAAGACAGGAGUCUGUAGGACUAAGUGUCGGUUAUAGUGUUAGAUUUGAUAGUAUAUUUCCUAGACCAUAUGGAGCAAUUAUGUUCUGUACAGUUGGUAAAUAUUUUUAUUAUUUAUAUUUAUAUUUUUUCAUACAAUAAUAAAAAAUUUAAAAAAACUGUUUAGGUGUAUUAUUGCGUAAAUUGGAAAAUGGUAUGCGUGGCAUAUCUCAUAUCAUUGUCGAUGAAAUACACGAGCGAGAUGUAAACUCUGAUUUUUUAAUGGUGGUUUUGAAAGAUAUGGUAUAUCAUUAUCCUGAACUCAGAGUGAUUUUUAUGUCUGCCACUAUAAAUACUAAUAUGUUCUCUAAUUAUUUCAACUGUUGUCCAGUUAUUGAUGUAGAAGGAAGAUGCUAUCCUGUGAAGGGUAAAUUCUUUAUUUAAAAUGUAAAUAAGUACAAAUAAUUGUAAUUUUUUUUUUUUUAUUUACAGAAUAUUUUUUGGAAGAUAUAGUGGAAGAAUUAGAUUAUCAGCCAAUUGUAGAUAUUAAAAGACGUAAAACUAAAGAAAAAGUUGAAGAAUCUGUAACAGAAGGACAAGAAAGUGAGGAGAAUUGUAAUUUAAUAGUACCUGUUUCUUAUUCUGAGUCUACCAGAGCUAGAGUGGCUAUGAUAAGUGAAAAAGAUGUUGAUUUUGGAAUUAUUGAAGCAAGUAUUCUUGUCAUGUUUAAUAUUAAUAUUUUCAACAAAUAUUAAAAAAAAAUUAAAUAUUAAAACUUAAUAUUAAUUUUUAAUUAUAUUUUUUGUUAAGGCAUUAUUAACAUACAUUGACAUGAAAAUGUGUAUACCUGGUGCAGUACUAAUAUUUUUACCAGGUUGGAAUUUAAUUUUUGCUUUACAAAAAUAUUUACUUGAAAAGCAAUUGUUUGGUAUGUAUUAUAAGUAUGAAUUAAAAGUAUUUACUUAUGCUUAUUAUGUUUUAUAUCAGGAUCUUCAAAAUUUUGCAUUUUACCACUUCAUUCACAACUUCCUUGUGCUGAUCAACGUAAAGUUUUUGAAAGUGUUCCUCCUGGAAUAAGGAAGGUAAAUUAUUUUUACAUGAAUGUUUAAAAUAUUUAAAUUUGUAAAGUGUGUUUUUCUGUUUGGUUAUUAAAAGUAAAAAGAAGUUUUAGAAUUAUUAUUUUUUUCAUCAUUUCAAUCAUAUUUUUAGGUGAUUUUGUCAACAAAUAUAGCGGAAACAUCAAUAACAAUAAAUGAUGUAGUAUUUGUAAUUAAUAAUUGCAAAGCAAAAAUAAAAUUAUUUACAACUCAUAAUAAUAUGACUCAUUACGCUACAGUUUGGGCGUCCAAAACUAAUAUGCAACAAAGAAAAGGACGAGCUGGUCGUGUUAAACCUGGUUACUGUUUCAAUUUAUGCACUAAGGUAGUUUCUUUGAUUUUCUAUGAUAGUGAAAAGAAAAAAUUAUGUAUUACAUAUUUUAAUGUAUUUGGAAUUGAAAGUAUAAAACUUAAUACAGUUUAUAAUGCAACAAUCUGUGGCUUGUUUCUAAAAAGGCCAAUCUCACUUUUUACAAUUUUCAGUAAUGAGGACUUUUAUUAGUUUUUGCACUUAAAAUUGAUUUAAAUAUUUUAUUUUCAAACAUCAAAUUUAAGUUUAAAGUGUAUCAAAAUUUAUAUGAUAGCUUUGUUAACUUAAUUUUGCCAAUAAGUGAGAUAGGACCUUUUAGAUCCAAGCCAUAGAAAUAUAAUAUAAUUAUUAAUAAAUAAAUGGUUUUCAACAUUUUUAUUUUGAAAAGCUUUAAAAUAAAUAACUUAAUUGAGUUGAAUAAUCCUUAAUAUUGAAAUUCAAAUAUUUGAUUUAAAUAAAUAUAUUCAGAGUGAUACAAAAUGUAUGUUACAUAUAUUGAUUAUACUAAUGAGAAAUAUGUAUAUUACAAAAGUUGUUGAAUUUCAAUAAAUAUCUAAAGUAAUUUGUGCAUUUUAUUUUUAUUUGUUUACUGUCUUUCGAGAGGGUUUUAGAGGUCAACUUCUAAAAUUCAAAUUGAAACCUAUACUCAUAAUUACACAAUUUGAUGAAAUAUUAGUUUACAUAAUACAUUUUAGUGUUGAAAUGUUUGAUUUCCUUCAACAUAUUACCUAGAUAUUCCACUUUUUAUUUUAGUUAGGGAAGAUUAAUGGAACAAUAUUCCAACACCCUGCACCGUGUCACUACACAACUGUAUAGUGUUCCACUAUUCCCUUACGCAAACUAAAAAGGGGAAUAUUUUAUCAACUAACACUCCAUCUAUUUAUAGAAUUUUGAAUAAGGAUUCUCAUUUGAAUUUCAAAAGUUGACCCCUCAAAAUUUCCAUAAAAAAAAAUGUUUAUGAAUCAAAAAACUUGAGUUAACUCAACUAUAACUUGUGUUAUAUAUUUUUAUCUAUUUUUAAUAUUUAUAUGAUAAAAUAGCUUUGACAUAAAUUUUUUAUUACUACAUAUAUUUAAUUCUAUUGUUUUUAUAAUAUUUUAAUUAAAUAUUGAAUUUUAUAGGCACGUUAUGAAAAAAUGGAUGACCAUAUUACACCAGAAAUUUUCCGUACACCUCUACAUGAAAUUUCAUUAUGUAUUAAAUUGUUAAAACUUGGGGAUAUAGGGCAAUUUCUUAGUAAGGCUAUUGAACCGCCUCCUAUUGAUGCUGUAAUUGAGGCCCAAGUGAUGCUUAAAGGUAAAAUGCUGUUACUGUGAUAUUAAAAUAAUAAAAAUUAAUAAUUGUUGUAUAUUAUAAACAAAGUAAAAGAUGAAGAGUUACAUGCACAAAACACAAUUAUUUGUACUCUUCUACUGAAAUACAAAAAGAUUAUAUUUUAUUUAUAUUUGUAAAAAUUAUAUUGUAAUUUUAUAUUAUUUAAAAUAAUAUAUAAUAAUUGUAGAAAUGAAAUGUCUUGAUAUAAAUGAAGAGUUGACUCCACUUGGCCGUAUUUUAGCAAAAUUACCUAUAGAACCACAGAUUGGUCGUAUGAUGGUAUUGGGAAAUAUUUUAUUGCUGGGCGAUUCUCUAUCCAUCGUAGCUGCGACUUGUUCAAAUAUGGCAGAUAUAUUUGUAUUUGGUAUGUUAUUGUCAAGUUAUUACUUUUAUAUAUUUAUAUUUCCUUGUUUAUAGACCAUAGAAUGACACAAGCACAGCGUGCUUUUUCUGGCAACCGUUGUUCAGAUCAUUUAACUAUAUUAAAUGCCUUCAAUCAAUGGUCAUCUUUAUUUCGUCGUGAUAUUGAUACAACAGAUUACUGUGAUCGUAAAAUGUUGUCUCAACCUUCAUUAGUUACAAUUGCAGAUAUUGCGGUAAUAUAUUGUAGUUAUUCAUUGUUUGAAACAAUUUGUAAUUGUAUAAUAUUGUUUUUAUUGUUUUAAACCUACAUUUUUUUUUUUAUUAGGAACAAAUAAAAGAUUUAUUCAUUAAGAUUGGAUUCCCUGAAGAAUGUUUUGAAAAACAAAAUUUUGAUUUUGGAAGAAAUGGAAAUUAUGAUGAACCAAUGUUGGAUAUGAUAUCUGCAAUUUUACCUAUGGGCUUUUAUCCUAAUGUGUGUUACCAUAAAGAAAAACGAAAGGUUAUUUAUUGUUUCUAUUCUUAUCUGAUUAUUCUAUUAAUUUGUCUUAAUCAAGAUUUUCUUUAAAUACUUUGAAAUUGAUCAUCUUGAAAAUAUUAUAUUUAUUUCAUUGAAUGCUUGUUGUUUACUCUAGAAUAAACAACUAAUUGAUUUACUUGAUUAAAAAUGUAUACAGAAUAUUUUUACUUGUGUUUGGAAUAUGUAGAAUUUAUUUACUUAUAAUUGUGUUUCAGUACUUUGAUUUCUGUUUGUAAUUUACUAUUUAUUCCUAUUAUAAGCAUUUUAUUUUUUAAUUUAAUUAAUCUUAUUAAAUAUUUGUUUUAUAUACUUUUAGGUGUAUACUACAGAAGGAAAAGCUGCUCUUAUUCAUAAGACAUCUGUUAAUUGUUUAAAUACCAUAGAACAUUUCCAAUCGCCGUUCUUUGUGUUCACUGAGAAGGUACAUUAUUAAUUUUGAGUCUUAUUUAUUUGUUUAAAAUUUAAAAUAUUGGAUUUAUAAUAUAUAAGCCAUUGUAAAAAAUCUGUAUUUAAUUUUUUAAUGAUCAUGAUUUUUUAACAAAAAAAAAAACACAACUUGUAUUAGUUUAGUGUUUUCUUAUGCAAUAUUAUUGUUUAUUUUUUAGGUACGUACCAGGGCUGUGGCUUGCAAACAAAUGUCUAUGGUAACCCCUAUUCAUCUUCUAUUAUUUGGUGCCCGUAAAAUUGAGUAUACUAAUGAUAAGGUCCAACUAGAUAAUUGGUACGUACAAUUAUUUAUCAAGAAGUGUAUUUAUAAUAAUAAAAAUACUUAGUACUAACUUAUGUUAGCUAAUUUGAACUAUUGGUUCUAAAAUAUAAAAUACAAAUAAUUUAAGAAAAAUGUUAUUAAAAAAAUUAUAAUUUUAGAUUUUUUAACAAGAGGUUCUUUGAUAAAAAAAUGCUAAUUGUAAUAAUAUUAUGAUUGUUUUCUAUAGGAUAAGUUUAAAAAUGGAUGUUAAGACAGCUUCUGCUAUUGUAGCUCUAAGACCUGCCAUUGAAAGUUUAAUUGUUCGUGUAUCCGAAUCGCCACAUCAAAUAUCAACAUUAAAUGAGGCCGAUAUCAAACUAAUAGAUGUUUUAAAAGAAUUGUGUAACUUCAAUGCUGGUAGAUACAAUCUUUCUCCAAUAUCAUUUGAUAAAGGGUAAGAUAAAAAUUUCAUAUUUUGUUAAUAAAAUGAAUUAAAAGAUAAAAUAAAAUGUUUUUACCCACAGAUUUAGACAUCAAUUACAGUAUAAAAGAAAGUACGAGGUUCCUGAAAGUGAAAAUAAUUCUUCAAGUCCUGAGAGUCCUAAUAAAAGACAAUUUAAUCAAAGUUACUAUCCUAAUAAUAAUUUUGGUAGAGGAAAUUAUAACCGAGGAAGAGGUCAACGUUAUCAUUCUUCAUUUACUAGUAGAAAUCAAAGAGGUCAUUUUGGUAUGUAAAAUUUAAUAAUAUUUUAUUUAUUAUCUCUUAUCUUCAUAUUCAUAUUAUAUUUCUUCUUGAUCCAUUAAAAGAUCAAAAGAAAAGAUUUUCUUUUAUUAGACUACUAAUUAUUUAUAAAAAAACUUUAUAAUGUAUAUACUUAUAUUCAUGGUUUCAUAAAUAACUUUUUGAUGAAGUAAAUUGUACAUAAAUUCUGAAAAAUUACUUAUUAGCUAAUUGAAAUAAAAAAAAUAAAAUUCAUAUAGCUAUAUUUAUAAUUCAAAAAGAGCAAAAAUAUCGGUUUGCAACGAGAAUUGCAAAUCAGUUGUGCAAGCAAUCAUUUUGUGACUUGACGUAUGUAAAUGAAGUAGAGGGCCACAAAUUUGUUAACCAAAAUAAGGCUAAUUAGAAAUCAGUUUCCAACCGAUCGUAUGCAGCUAUGCUUGCAUAUUUCAACUUAAGUUGCACAGUUCCAUUUGUAUAGUAUUAUUUUAUAAACAACAUAAAAUAUUAAAAUGAUUGAUCAAAUAAAUAACAUUAUAUUUGUUGAAGGGGUGGAAAAACGAGAUCCUUAUUAUUUCUAUUAAUAUUCUCCUUCAGCAGAAACACGUUCUCUCAUACUUGCAUAAGGGUAGUAUAAUUUUAUAGUGAAAAAUGAAUAUAAUUAUCAAUUUAAAUUUAUCAAAAAUUGUAUUUUAUUUAAAUGAUUUAUAAUUUCACCCAGGGUGUAUACCUAAAUAACUAUACCUUUCUAACUUCCUACCUACAACAAUGACCUUUUUUUAUAUAUAAUUUUUAAAAUGUCCUCGUGUAAAUAAAUUCCCCUGUAUGUAAAAUAUUCUGUCAUAUAGUUUAAUAAAUUAUUAAAUUAUGAUUAAUUUAAGUAAUUAAUCCCAGUAUAAUAUUCUAUACAUUAUACUUUUUUUUUCAGCUCAAAGAAGCUAUAAUGAAAACUAUGGAAGAUUCUAAAGUUUGUGAAUUAGGGUUUUUUUUUUUUUUAUAUUAAGUCAAUAAAAUAAAUGUGAUUUUACUUUCUAAUGACUAUAUUAUAAAUUAUUAUAUUGUAUAGUUUAAAUGUACAUAUUUUUUUUUAUUCAUAUCCUUGAGAUAUAAUAAGGGUAAUAUAAUUUAAUUUUUGGAUUUCAUUGUAUUUUGAUGUUUUCUGAUUCCAACUUCUUUUUCUCUUGUUGAUAUC